UCCAUGCACACAUGAAGGCAUGGUCCCUACGUUUCUCCAAUCGAUGGAUAAGCAUGCAGAACAAAACGCAUGGAGCAGGCCUGCACCUGGAAACGGGGGCGGCAGUGGGCUCGUCUGAAUGUUUGUUGAACGGUGGAUGGAACGCCAGAGUUUGACCUGAACGCGGCAAAGCUGCCAAUUCAGUUGGCGGCGGUUCGAAAUCGAAUCCUCCCGAUUCCCCGAAUGGCGAACCAAGAAGUGCAGAUGGAAAAAAGAAGGUGGUGUCGACGUGGCAUCAUCCAGAGCAUAGGAGACGGGAAGCAGCAAGCCCGCCCGAACGCACAUACAAAUUACAGUACCGCCACAGCACGACUCCAAACGACGCAGAGCUCACACUCUCUCUCUCUCCCCCUUCACCCCCCACUCUGAGAUUUUCUUGCAUUCGGAGGCGAAUCGCAAGGUGUAUUACGAUCAUGAACAAGAUGAGGCCAUCUUUAAUCUUGGCCCCCGUUUUCUUGUUGGCUGUAUUGGUCGGAAGAACCAGGGGAGUGACAGAUUACUUGGAUGUCUUGGCACUUCAGGAUCUCUAUGGCGCCCUUAACUCUCCGAAACAACUCACUGGUUGGAACUCAAUUGGCGGUGAUCCAUGUGCAGAAUCAUGGAAAGGAGUUUCUUGCUUUGGAUCAGCAGUUGUGUCAAUUAGGCUAAGUGGACUUGGGAUUUCUGGAACUCUUGGACACCACCUAUCAGGCCUUCGUAACGUGAAUUCUCUGGAUGUCAGCAAUAACAGCAUUGGUGACACAAUACCAUCUGAGUUACCUACUAGCAUUUCUUAUCUAGACCUUUCAGCAAAUAAAUUUUCUGGAAAUAUCCCGUUUGUUUUUUCUGCCAUGAUGUCACUCAAUUAUUUGAAUCUUAGUCACAAUUUGCUUACUGGCUCAAUUGGCAAUAUCUUCACUAAUUUGAAGAAACUCUCCGUUCUAGAUCUUUCUUUCAACAAGCUUGCUGGAGAUCUGCCCAUUUCGUUCAGCUCCAUGUCCAGCCUCUCUGUUUUAAAUUUGCAAGGCAAUGACUUGACUGGGUCUGUUACCUUUUUGGUUGGCCUGCCUUUAUCAAAUCUGAACAUUGAGAACAACCAAUUCAGUGGCUAUAUUCCAAAGGAGCUUGACUUAAUUCCAGAUCAUAGGUACAGCAUUCACAUAUAUGUUUGUCAAACAGGCAAUAAAUUCCAGAACAGUGAUGACAGUCAAACAGGGAAUUUGACAAGAGUUCCAAUUACAAGGCAUACGCUUCCUUCUACAGCACAUAAUAUCAGUUACAGACAACAAAAUGAGCUCACAGCCUCUAGAAACUUUCCUCCCUAUGGAGGUAGCAAAUAUCAUAACAAGCGGGCCAUACCAGGAAAAGUGGCUGGUGCUGUUACUGCAACGAUAUUUGUGGCAACCUGCUUGAUGUUGGUUGUCAUAUUCAGAGUUCGUCGUUGUGUAAAAACAAAGCAUGAGAAAAGGCAUAGAAUUGAUGGCUGCUGUGAUACUCUUCCGAUUACCUCAGAUGAUGAACUGAGCACAAACUAUGUUAGGGCUCAUCUAUCUCCUAACAGUUCAAAGGUUGCACCCUUACAUAGUAAAUCGAUUACAUUAAGAUUAGAUGGAAGAAGAAAUGUGUGGAAAGGAGCAGAUACAAAUGCAACAUCAUACUCGCUUAUCGACCUUCAAAGUGCAACAGAAAACUUCAGUGCAAAAAGGCUUUUGGGGGAAGGGUCUACUGGAUGUGUCUACAUGGCAAAGUUUCCUAAUAAUCAGGUUCUGGCGGUUAAGAAGUUGGAACUGCUACCAUCCCUUAGAGAGAGAGAGCAAUUUUUGGAAAUUGUUUCCAACUUAUCACAAUUAAGGCACCCAAACAUUGUAAACCUUGUAGGUUACUGUGCAGAGCAUGGCCAACACCUUCUUGUUUAUGAGUACAUUAGCAGUACAACCCUCCAUGAUGCAUUGCAUUGUGUUGGUAACACUAAGAAAGUUCUGACAUGGGAUGCUCGACUGGAUAUUGCACUUGGUGUUGCGAGGGCUUUGGAGUACUUGCACGUGUCAUGUUUGCCUUCUGUUAUCCAUGGAAAUGUGAAGGCGAGUAAUGUUCUGUUGGAUGAUGAUCUCUUUCCUCAACUAUCUGACUGUGGGUUGGCACUAGUACCUAACGCUAGACGUCAGACCUCAUCUUUGUUGUUCUACUCAUCUGGCUACACAGCACCUGAAUCAACGAUGGUUGGAAUAUACAGUGAGAAAGGUGAUGUUUACAGCUUGGGCGUCAUAAUGUUGGAACUGCUGACAAAGCGAAAGCCAAAGGACAGUUUGCUGCCGAGAUGUGAGCAAUAUCUAGUCAGAUGGUUUGGUUCACGGAGACAAGAUUCUAAGGCAUUAAUGGAAAUAGUUGAUCCUGCAAUUUGUGGCAUCUCGUCAAGUUUUCUUUUACAAUUUGCAGACAUCGCUGUUGCUUGUGUUCAGUCUGAGCCAGAAUCUCGACCACAGAUCUCUGAAGUGGUUGCUGCGCUUCUUCAUUUAUUUCAAAAUGCAAGCCCUAAUUCAGCAGAGGCGUCUGAUGAUGCAUCAUUCUGGAGCAGUGGCACAGCAUUCGAAAGUUCUCCACUUUGAUUGUGGUUCUUCACCAUGAGAGAACAAGUAUUGGGAGUUAUUUUCUUGCUUGUUCAUGAAAAAUUGAACUUUUAUUCUUUUAUCUGUGAGGAAAGGCAGUUGUUUUCAAUCUCAGGAUGGUCAUGAUUCUAACUUUUUAUCAGGGUCUGCAUGUGCAGAUCUUGGUGAACUCUCAUAUGAUUACAUUGAAGCUAAAUCAAUCAUGUUCAUUAGCA
Messenger RNA from Nymphaea colorata (pocket water lily), 2839 nucleotides. RefSeq names its product protein STRUBBELIG-RECEPTOR FAMILY 8-like. NCBI's taxonomy places the organism in Eukaryota, Viridiplantae, Streptophyta, Magnoliopsida, Nymphaeales, Nymphaeaceae. The record is from RefSeq and is a predicted model, not a curated record. The transcript is spliced from 17 exons. Gene Ontology annotation, molecular function: protein kinase activity; receptor serine/threonine kinase binding; ATP binding. Bases 453 to 2624 code for a protein of 723 amino acids. Gene Ontology annotation, biological process: protein phosphorylation.